Molecule: messenger RNA, 299 nt
Organism: Cariama cristata (Red-legged seriema)
Lineage: Eukaryota; Metazoa; Chordata; Aves; Cariamiformes; Cariamidae
Gene: GRAPL
Product: GRB2-related adaptor protein-like
Exons: 3
Molecular function (GO): protein binding
Source: RefSeq, a predicted model, not a curated record
AUGGAGUCGGUGGCUCUGUACAGCUUCCAGGCGACGGAGAAGGAUGAGCUGCCCUUUCGGAAAGGGGACACCCUGAAGAUCCUCAACAUGGAGGAUGACCAGAACUGGUACAAGGCUGAGCUGUACGGCUGCGAGGGCUUCGUCCCCAAAAACUACAUCAAGGUCAAGCCGCACCCGUGGUACGCGGGCAGGAUCUCCCGGCACCUGGCAGAGGAGCGGCUCCUCAAGCGCAAACACCUGGGAGCCUUCCUGAUCCGGGACAGCGAGAGCACCCCGGGGGAGUUCUCCGUCUCCGUCAA